Messenger RNA from Spea bombifrons (plains spadefoot toad), 2240 nucleotides. It is a transcript of the gene AIP, whose product is annotated as aryl hydrocarbon receptor interacting protein. Gene Ontology annotation, molecular function: protein binding; peptidyl-prolyl cis-trans isomerase activity. NCBI's taxonomy places the organism in Eukaryota, Metazoa, Chordata, Amphibia, Anura, Pelobatidae. Bases 55 to 1041 code for a protein of 328 amino acids. The transcript is spliced from 6 exons. The record is from RefSeq and is a predicted model, not a curated record.
CUCCUACGAGGAUUUGCGCAUCUGCACGGGAGGACGUCACCUCCAGUGGUGAAGAUGGCGACGGGUGUAGUAGUUGUUGGUGAGGGUAUUAGAAAACGGGUAACGAGAGAAGGGACCGGACCGUGUACUCAGUUUCCAGAUGGAACCAAGGCUUUGUUCCAUUAUAAAACAGUUCUAUGUGAUGACAAACGGACAGUGGUUGACGACUGCUGUCACAAAGACAAACCCAUGGAGUUGAUUAUUGGCAAAAAGUUCAAACUACCUGUGUGGGAGACUGCCAUCCGGACCAUGAGAGAAGGAGAGGUUGCCGAGUUUCUUUGUGACACAUCGCAUGUCGUUGACUACCCUCAAGUUUCCCGUAGUUUGCGAAGGAUUGCAGCUGGGCAGGAUCCCCGUGAAGGCCAAAGACACUGCUGUGGUGGCAUUGCUCAGCUUCAUGACCAUUCACUUGGAUAUGAAGAUUUGGACAAAUUACAAAAAGACCCUCAACCCCUCAUAUUCAUCAUCUCCCUUCUACAGGUUCAGGAACCAGGUACAUACAGGCAGGAUGCUUGGGCCAUGUCUGAUGAAGAGAAGCUAGCGACUGUGCCAGUACUCCACCAGGAAGGUAAUCAGCUGUAUAAAGAAGGAAAGACCAUUGAAGCAGCUGCCAAAUACUACGAAGCCAUUGCGUGCCUCAAGUCCUUGCAAAUGAAGGAGCAACCAGGAUCCCCUGACUGGAUUGAUUUGGAUUUAAAGGUCACACCUUUGCUGCUGAACUACUGCCAAUGUAAAUUGCUGGAGGGUGAAUACUAUCAAGUCCUGGAGCACUGUUCAUCAAUACUGAACAAAUACUCCGACAACGUAAAAGCGUUGUUCAAACGAGGUCGUGCCCAUGCUGCUGUGUGGAACGCAUCUGAAGCAGAAGAAGACUUCUCUAAAGCAGUGUCCCUCGAUCCAUCACUUGCACCGCUUGUUGCAAAGGAAUUGAAGAAAUUAGAGCAGCGUCUUCAUGAGAAGAACCGUGAGGACAAGGCCAGAUUUCAAGGCAUUUUCCAGUGAUUAUGAGGCGGAUACCUGUAUGUAAUUCAUCACGCCGCUCUACAUGGAAACAAUGUAUUCUCUAGAGAUGAGACUUGCAACAACUUACACUGUGGCUCUGCUCUCCUAAAGCCAUGUUCUAUGUCCAGGGAUCAGUCUUGACCAAUAAGCAUAGUCAUCCUCAUGGCAGUAUCAGGAGAUCAGUAUCACUUCAAACCGUGCUAUUGCAAGGUUCAGAGCAACUAUGUUACCACAUGUCUGGAAUAAAAGGGUCAAGCUCGGUACAGACCCCUGCCCCAGAGACAAGGCAGGGCAGAUAUCUUUCUUACAAUACAAAAGAUACUGGCUGUUAUUGUUAAGACAUCCCACAACACUGCUUCCUUUACACACCUAUACCUUUAUCCAUUGCCACUGUACAGACUCUGCACCAGCCAUAAAAUUUUAUUUACUUACAAAUAAAAAAAAAACAAACAAAUGUUUUAAAACUGUCACGUGCGGGCAUUGCGUUCUGUUUCAGCAAGGCAUUCUCUCACAAGAGCUCUGGCAUGAAUUAUACCUGGUAAAAUAAAAAAAGGGGAAUAUUAAUAUAUCAGACCAAUUCAGAGAGGAAAACUAAAUAUACUAUACUCCACAACAGCUACAUUAUUGGCCCCUACCUCUCUUCAGUCUCUCCAUUGCACUUUUACUUCCAGCAUAAGUUGGCCUGAUUUCUCUUCCCAUCUCCUCAAUCACAGACAACAGGUCACUGUACGUCCCCUGCGAAACAGCCUGCGACACAGCUGGCUUCACACCCUGUCGCAAAAUAUGUUCCAUUUAUUUAACAUGUUUGAGCAUUAGAGGGAAGCAUACAGCAAUGUAGUCUACAAAAAAUAAAUGUAUGCUUUGUUUAAAUUGUCUUGACACUCAGCUAAUUCUUCAUGGCAAUACUAAUGAAGUAUGUUCGUUCAUAAACUUUCACCAGUGUCUGAGAUUAAGACCCAGAGAAACCGUAAACUAGUACAAUAAAGAAGGCAGGGUGUUUGAAUGGAUUAGGCAAAGAUAACAGCAUACGAAUACACAGAAAACUGCUAAAAUGCAGCUAUCUGAAAACAUGUAAACCUACCUACUGAUAAAUACAAUUAAUAAAAUUCAUAUUGUACCUUCCCUUAUGUUUAUAUCGCUUAUAUAUGUACAGCUCUGCAUGUAGCUGUGUGUACCAAUAAAAAGUAUGUGUGUGAAAA